Lepidothrix coronata (blue-crowned manakin) is the source of this 3044-nucleotide messenger RNA. RefSeq names its product septin 11 (gene SEPTIN11). Lineage: Eukaryota; Metazoa; Chordata; Aves; Passeriformes; Pipridae. The transcript has 11 exons. Gene Ontology annotation, cellular component: septin ring; septin complex; microtubule cytoskeleton. Gene Ontology annotation, biological process: cytoskeleton-dependent cytokinesis. Bases 74 to 1552 code for a protein of 492 amino acids. The record is from RefSeq and is a predicted model, not a curated record. Gene Ontology annotation, molecular function: molecular adaptor activity; GTPase activity; GTP binding.
UGUUGCAGUGCUAGCAGGCGGCGCAGAGCGGCGGGCCGGCAGCGCAGGGCGCAGCGCUCAGCACCGCACCGCGAUGGCCGUGGCCGUGGGCAGACCGGCGAACGAUGACCUCAGGAACCUGUCCCUCUCCGGCCACGUGGGCUUCGACAGCCUCCCUGAUCAACUGGUCAACAAGUCAACGUCCCAGGGCUUCUGCUUCAACAUCCUCUGCGUGGGUGAAACCGGCAUCGGCAAGUCCACGUUGAUGGACACUCUGUUCAACACCAAGUUUGAGAGCGAACCGGCGACACACAACGAGCCCGGCGUGAGGUUGAAAGCCCGGAGUUACGAGCUGCAGGAGAGCAACGUGCGCCUGAAGCUGACCAUUGUGGACACCGUGGGGUUUGGAGAUCAGAUUAACAAGGAUGACAGCUACAAGCCCAUAGUAGAAUACAUCGAUGCCCAGUUUGAAGCCUACUUACAAGAAGAGCUGAAGAUCAAACGGUCCCUGUUCAACUACCACGACACCCGGAUCCACGCCUGCCUCUACUUCAUUGCGCCCACCGGGCACUCGCUCAAGUCCCUGGACCUGGUCACCAUGAAGAAGCUGGACAGUAAGGUGAACAUCAUCCCCAUCAUCGCCAAGGCUGACACCAUUGCAAAAAACGAGCUGCACAAGUUCAAGAGUAAAAUCAUGAGUGAGCUGGUCAGCAACGGCGUCCAGAUCUACCAGUUCCCCACGGACGAAGAGACGGUGGCCGAGAUCAACGCCACCAUGAGCGUCCACCUUCCUUUUGCUGUUGUUGGCAGCACCGAAGAAGUGAAGAUUGGCAACAAGAUGGCAAAAGCCAGGCAGUACCCCUGGGGUGUCGUGCAGGUUGAAAAUGAAAAUCACUGUGACUUCGUGAAGCUGCGGGAGAUGCUGAUCCGAGUGAACAUGGAGGACCUGAGAGAGCAGACGCACACCCGGCACUACGAGCUGUACCGGCGCUGCAAGCUGGAGGAGAUGGGGUUCAAGGACACGGAUCCGGACAGCAAGCCUUUCAGUCUCCAAGAGACGUAUGAAGCAAAGAGGAAUGAAUUCCUGGGCGAACUCCAGAAGAAGGAGGAUGAAAUGAGGCAGAUGUUUGUCAUGCGAGUGAAGGAGAAGGAAGCAGAGCUGAAGGAAGCGGAGAAAGAUCUUCACGAAAAGUUUGACCAUCUAAAGAGGACUCACCAAGAAGAGAAGAAGAAAGUGGAAGACAAAAAGAAGGAACUCGAGGAAGAGCUGAACAACUUCCAGAAGAAGAAGGCGGCAGCUCAGCUGUUACAGUCACAGGCUCAGCAGGCAGGUUCUCAACAAACCAAGAAAGACAAGGACAAGAAAAACUCUAUAAGAGUUUUGCUGUGCUGGUGCCUUGAGUCCUGCUUGCAGCUCUGGACUUCGUGUCUCCAGAAGGACAUAGUGGAGUUAGAGGAGGGCACUAAUGGUAAAUGGGAUGGAGCAGCAGCUGCCAGAGCUCUCCAAGUUCUGAUGGCGCUGGGUGCCAACCUGCUAAGUCAGCAAAUCGUCACAACUAGACCAGAGGAGUAACUUUUAAGGAGCAGGUACUAAACUUGUGGAAUUUGUUGCCUCAGGUUGUUGAGACAGAUGGUGUCAGCAGAAGGUUUUGGGGUUGAUUGGUGGGGUGUUUUUUUUUAAAGGCGAACUCAGGGAGAAGAGAUCCAGAGGGAAAACAAGGUGAAAUGUCUGACAGCCAUAAUCCAGUGGUGGUGGAUACUGGGGCAGAGGGAAGGGAGCAGAAGGCCCUGCCGGUGUCCACAGUGAGACUGAGCUGCAGAGGGUGGUGGAGGCUUCCCCACACCCCGGGGCUGGGGAGGGGAUGGCAAUGUGCCCUUGGGCUGCUGCCUCCGUGGCUGCAGCUGUUGGGGAAGAGGUGCCAGUGUGGGGAGAGGAUGGCAACGUGAAACCUGUUGAGGACAGCUCAGAGAGGUUAUUUGUCACCAGGUGUCCCCAGCAGAGCUGGGAAAGCCACUUCUUCCAUUGGAGGGAGUGGGUAUCUGAGUUAAAAAUCAUGCUUUGGGCUUAACUCUUUCGUGUGGCUGCUGGAGGGGAUCUGUGCUCUCACAUCCUCAGAGCAAACCCUCAGGGGGCUGAGGGAAGCCGGGGGGCUGCAGGGAACAGUGCAGCAAGGGAGAGUUUAUGGCUGAAGGCAUUGGAAAGGAGCAGCAAUGCUCUGCUGGGAUGUCCCUGCCGUGCCCUGGGGAGCUCCCUGGGCUUGGGGACUGAGCAGUAACGUGCUGGGGUUUGUGAAUGCAGUGGUGUUAUCCCAGUGCUCAUGAGGGAGAGGGGGCAGCAGGGAGCUGAGCCUGCAACUGGGAAUUGGUUUUCUCUCCAGCCAACCAUUCACCUGCCCAGUGUGCUUGGCUGGACUCCUGCCCUCGCUGCUUCCGGCCCCGCUGGAGCAGGCAGACCCUGGGCAGGUCCGUGGUGGGGAGCACUGGGAUGCUGUGAAGCUUGUGGGAAGGUCACAGGAACAUGAGGAGACAAGGGCACAUCAGGGAAUGUUUUCCUGUGGGAAACAGGGAGCCCUGGCAGCACUCCAGGCCAGCCCUGUGUUCCGACAGCGAGAGCUGCGUACAAGCCAGCUUCUGAAGGUGAUUGGGGGGCAGCUUGGAGGAGAUGAUGUUGCCUGGGGUUUUUUUGGGGAGGAAAUGUGGGAAGUGGGAAAUGGCUUUUGUCUCUGGCCAUGUGGGUUGUUUCCAAAUCAGCUGGACCUGCUGCAUGGGGGAGCUGCUCUUGCUGGGAUGACUCAUUUUCCAAGGUAAGGCUGUGUCUGAAGGUCACCUCGUUAGCCACAGAGCACUGUAAACGUGUAUACCAGUGCAGGCAGCACAGCCAGGGAGCUGCCCAUAGGUGUUCAGGGCCUGUGCCAGGACAGCAGGACACUGCAGAGGUGGGUCACACAGACCAGGGACAGGGUUUGUGCCUGAGCCUUUUUUCUUGGAGUUGUCUGGCACAAGAUCAUUGGCACGGGUUUGUGCAUAGUGCCAGCAAAAUAAAGUGUCUGUCUCUCUGCAACUCA